Messenger RNA from Diplodia corticola, 942 nucleotides. RefSeq names its product zn 2cys6 transcription factor. Gene Ontology annotation, biological process: positive regulation of transcription by RNA polymerase II. Gene Ontology annotation, cellular component: nucleus. Gene Ontology annotation, molecular function: DNA-binding transcription factor activity; transcription cis-regulatory region binding. The record is from RefSeq and is a predicted model, not a curated record. Bases 1 to 942 code for a protein of 313 amino acids. The transcript is spliced from 2 exons. NCBI's taxonomy places the organism in Eukaryota, Fungi, Ascomycota, Dothideomycetes, Botryosphaeriales, Botryosphaeriaceae.
AUGCAGGAGGAGAAGAAGAACAAGAAGAAGACGUCGAAGAAGCAAGGCAAUCAAGUUUUCCUGGAUACAGGAGGGCGACGGCCGAUUUUCCUGAACACGACAUAUAUGCACAUGAGCAGAGACGGAUGCUUUGUCGAUGACGAAGACGUCGAGCAGGAAGUGGUGCCAAAGCCGGCGACGCGGUGGCCGGACGACAGCUAUGGACCGUUGAUGGGCUGGAGGCUCGGUGCAGAAACGCAGCUGUCGUGCAGGGAGGCGUAUCUGCUCGACUACUUCACUUCCUUCAUCUGCCCGAACUGCUCGCUCAGCCCGACGCACAACCCGUACCUGCGAUACAUCACCCCGAUGGCGCGAUGCUACGCACCGCUGCAACAGGUGAUCCUGUCGGUAGCCGCCAACCAGCUGCGGCUCCUGAACGACCACAGGUACGAGCGCGAGGCAUGGCUGUACAAGGCGCGCGCCAUGAGCGGGCUCCGCGCCAGCAUGGACGCCGGCGCCGUGGGAUGGCCGUUCGUCGCCACCGUCCUGAUGCUCUGCUUCUACGACAUCUCCGACGGCUGCGACGAGUCGUGGCUCACCCACCUCAAGGGCGGGCUCGGCGUGCUCCAGCACAUGCAGGGCGCGGCCGUGUCCCAGCACACCGAAGGCGCCGCCCUGGCCAAGUUCUUCACCAUGUACUUCACAGCCCACCAGAUCAUGAGCACCACCGCCCGCGAGACGGACCCCGCCAUGCCCGCUCACACCUGGCUCGACGACGACUGCAUGGACGAGAUAGACGCGCUGAUGGGCUGCUCGCGCGGCCUCCUGAGCCUGAUCGACCAGACCUCAGCAGCAGCCUCGCGCUACUCAGCAACGCGACGAACCCGCGCCGCCGCCUCCUUCUCCUCCUCCGAGCUCACCGAAAUCCGACUCGUACAUCGUCCACCCUCGUCGUCCUCGUAG